AUGACACGAGAAACAAAAAUUUCUGAAAGUGAGACUCCUACUAAGGCCGUUCUGGAAACGAAUCCCAGAGGUAUUCCUAAGGUUCAAUUUGUAGAAAAUGUUGAAGAGGUUAUUGGUAAAACUUCAGCGCCAGUUGAGGUUACUCUGAGUAAAUUCCAGGAAACUGUCGCAAAAUAUAAGUUCAUGGAAAUCAAUUUCCUUAACCGAAAGAAGGCCCUCGAGUUAAAAAUACCUGAAAUCAAUAAGACUUUAACAGUUGUAGAAUUCUUGAUAUCAAAACAAGAUUCCAAUGAGCCUAUAGAGACAACAUUUGAAUUGAGUGACACGUUGUGGGCUAAUGCUAAAGUCAAAUCUACAAAAACUGUUAAUUUAUGGCUUGGGGCCAACGUGAUGCUCGAAUAUACAUUACAAGAAGCAAAGGAGCUACUUGAAGGUAAAUUGGCUACAGCUCAAACUUCACUGAAAAAUGUAUUGGAAGAUUUGGAAUUUUUACGAGAACAAGUUACUACAAUGGAAGUUAAUAUUGCACGUGUAUUUAAUUGGGACGUUAAAAGACGUAGAACAUUAAAGGCAACUAAUACCGCUUAA
This is a messenger RNA of Funneliformis caledonium, 588 nucleotides long. The record is from the annotation of a GenBank genome assembly. NCBI's taxonomy places the organism in Eukaryota, Fungi, Glomeromycota, Glomeromycetes, Glomerales, Glomeraceae.